CAAGCUAAAAAAUGGAUUGAUCAAGGUUAUCAAACAUUGGAUGAUUUACGAGCAAAAGCUCAUUUGACACAUAAUCAACAAGUAGGACUUAAAUAUUAUGAUGAAUUUUUACAACGGAUACCACGAGCAGAAAUACAAGAAAUUGAACAUGUUGUUAGAGAAACAGCUGAAUUAUUACGACCCGGUAUUAUUUUGACAACUGGUGGUUCAUAUCGACGUGGUCAACAAACAUGCGGUGAUUGUGAUAUGAUUAUUACGCAUCCUGAUGGAAAAUCUCAUGAAAAUUUAUUGAUACCAUUAGUCGAAAGUUUAAAAAAGAAAGCUCAACAACAAAGUUAUAUAACGGAUGAUUUAGUUUAUACAGAUCGAACAGAUGCUGAAGGUACCCAUAUCAAAUAUUAUGGUGUCUUUAUUUUGCCCGGUGAAGGUCGAGUGCAUCGUCGUCUUGAUAUAAUUAUUGUUCCUUAUUCCGAACAUGGAUGUGCUUUAAUAUAUUUUACCGGUUCAACAUUAUUUAAUCGUUCAAUGAGACGUUUAGCUGAUGAUAUGAAUAUGCAUUUAUCUGGUCAUCGUUUACAAGCUGGUGUAAUUAGAAAAGGUAAAAAGUUAGUAAAUGAAGGUGUCACAUUACCAACACCAACAGAAGAAUCUGUAUUUAAAUAUCUCAAUUUACCUUAUAGACCUCCUACUGAACGUGAUCAUUAA
Didymodactylos carnosus is the source of this 705-nucleotide messenger RNA. The record is from the annotation of a GenBank genome assembly. NCBI's taxonomy places the organism in Eukaryota, Metazoa, Rotifera, Eurotatoria, Philodinida, Philodinidae.